AUGGAUGAUGGGCAGGGAAACAGUGGCGCGAAGAGUGCUCAGGAUGAUAUCCAGAGUAAAUUAGAUAAGAAACUUGGGCCAGAAUAUAUUUCUAAAAGGAUUGGAUUUGGGUCAAGUAGAGUAGCUUACAUUGAAGGAUGGAAGGCUAUCAAUCUAGCAAACCAGAUAUUUGGAUAUAAUGGAUGGUCUACGGAGGUUAAGAAUGUGACUGUGGAUUUUCUUGAUGAAAGACAGGGAAAGUUUUGCAUUGGAUGUACUGCCAUAGUGCGCGUUUCGCUGGCAGAUGGCACGUUCAGAGAGGAUAUUGGAUAUGGGACAGUGGAGAAUGAACGUCGGAAGGCGAGUGCGUUUGAACGUGCUAAAAAGUCAGCAGUCACCGAUGCAUUAAAGAGAUCCCUUAGGGGAUUCGGAAAUGCUCUUGGUAACUGUCUUUAUGAUAAAGAUUUCCUAGCUAAGAUCGAUAAAGUGAAGUUUGAUCCACCAGAUUUCGAUGAAGGGAAUCUCUUCAGACCUGCUGACGAACUUAGUGAAAUAACACGAUCAAACACUAUAUCAGAUUCCCAUACAGAGGGACCGUCGCUGAAGAAGCGUAUUUUAAACCAUGACCCAAAAAAUCAGUCUCAUGUAUCUAUUCAAAAACCAGGAGCACCAGUAGUAUCAUCAACUGCAUCAAUAAAUCAGAACCGCCCAACAGCAUCUGGAACUAUAGAGGCGCCAUUUGCAACAAACUCGACAACGGCGGUUGCCCCUGUGACCACAACUGCAGCAGUAAACCCUGUUUCAAAUGAAGAAGCUGCACAAGAUCCGGACGACUUGCUUGAUGACUCUUUCAUGUUUAGUGAUGAAAUACAAGAAGAAGACCUCAUUAAUAUGAAUGCAAAAUCAAACUCCGGUUCUACCGAAGAACCAAGAACUACAUCACCGCUGACAUUCGUUACAGCAAAAGCAGCGGAAUCUUUGCAGAACAAAAGUCCAAUCUCAUCGGAUGCCAUAUUCGAUCCAAAAUUUCAGGCUCAGUCAAUAAGACACACGGUAGAUCAAUCAGUAUCCAUACCCGUACGGGCAACUGUCCUGAAAGAAAAAGGAAUCGAUACGAAUAAAUCGAAAAUAUACUCUAGCUUUGCCCCAAAGGGAAAAGAACUAUCUACGAAUACAACAAAUGAAGCGCAGGCUGCCACUUCUCAAUCGUCAACAGAAACUAACAAGACUACACCAACAAGAUAUCCUGCUCAGCUAGCACCAAAUACAGCAUCAAAUGCGAGACCGGCAGCACAACGUACACAAUUAGGCAGACCACGUAUGCUCCAGCAGCCGAACAUCAGGAAAAACAUUUCAUAG
Molecule: messenger RNA, 1338 nt
Organism: Kluyveromyces marxianus DMKU3-1042
Lineage: Eukaryota; Fungi; Ascomycota; Saccharomycetes; Saccharomycetales; Saccharomycetaceae
Gene: RAD52
Product: recombinase RAD52
Exons: 1
Coding region: 1-1338 (445 amino acids)
Biological process (GO): double-strand break repair via single-strand annealing; double-strand break repair via homologous recombination; mitotic recombination
Cellular component (GO): nucleus
Source: RefSeq, a predicted model, not a curated record